AAGAUGUCUGAGCUUGACACGAGGAUCGAAGACAAUUGGUAAAAGCCGUCUCUUGGUGAUGAGACGAGGUGCAAGCUCCGAGGUGCAGACCCCUUGCAUCACCUGAGCAUGCAGGCUGUCCGCCGGUGCUGGGCUGGCAUUUCUCUGGAUCGACCGGGCCGCUGCACACUCUUUCCGUGCACCAUUCAAGCUUCUGCGCUGUUUCACUCAACUCACCCUCGACAAAAACUCGGCCGCUCGUUUGCGUGUUCACAAUUCGCCUUUUUCUCGACGUCUCUUUCCACCGUGUCGCUGACCGACUUUUGCAUCUUUUUCCUGUUCUAUACCCCACAAGCCUCUUUUUCCCCUCUCGUAGUUUUUGCCAAGCAUUCUCGGAUCUCGAAAUUAACGUGAUGCAUCUCACAAACUGAAGAACAGGCGCAGCCACCUCUUGUGAGACGCGUGUCCACUGAAAGAUUAAUUCUAGGACACCCCUUACCAGUUGUCUCCAACCAGCUUAUUAACUUGCUCGCGGGACAAAGAAUACUCGAAGUCGCUUCGGCACCCGCGCGUAUUCACCAUGGCUGACGAGGAACAACCCAAGAAGAAGAGCUUCUGGGGGCUCUUACGGGCGAAGAGCACUGCCAGUAAAAUAUCCAAAUUUCUGGAGAAAGACCCACAACGAAGGGCAAGCACUGGGGAAGUGUACCGCCAGCGGAGGCAAUCAGAGCCCGUCAUCUCAGAGUUGAGGCCAUCUGCCUCACGUCGGAGACCAAGGCGGACCAACCCGGAUGCAACCAAGGGGAAAGGCCGGGAGGAUGCAUACGGCCCUUCCCACGAUGCCGGACCCCUGACGGAAUGGCCGCCCUCCGGCAUGUCUAGCACCGAAGAGCUGAGGCUGGGUCCGGCAAUGCAGCUCAUCUCGAGAGGAGUCCCCGCUUUCAAGGGACACAAACGCCCAAUACCGCAUGUCUCGGAUCACUACUAUGCCAUGUUCGCAACAGUAGCCGGAAACCGUGGCGAGGAGACGGACGCUGCUAACCAUCAUGACUCCAUGACACAGCUCAUGACCCUGUGCCUUUUGGGUUCGGGCCCGGCAAGUUACCCGUGGGAGACGCUUGAACAACCCAGUUAUUCAUUCUGCUUUGGAAGACGCCCAGGGACCAUCACUCUCAACCAUUGGGCAUCACUCGCGAGCGUCCUCCCAACAACUAUCCCGUUGCGCGACUCAGGCAUUGAGCCACGAGAGGUUGACCUCGAGACCAUCUUUGCACGCAUCAGAGAUUUGGAAAGAGGACUGGAGGACGAUGAUGAGGACCUGAUGUACAAAAACCUUUACCGGAGGCUACUCAGAGACCCAGACAAGCACAGAAGUCCACACAAGACACUGGACACGCAAAUUAUGGACUUGUUCAUGGUGCUCUCACGACCUGAUUGGAUCGAUUUUACCAAUCUAAAAAAUCAGGUGGCGACCAAGUUCAUCUUCGACACCAGUGCUGCCAACGCUGAGCAAUAUCGAAAGUUCUUCCACCAGCUCCUCCUGAGCAUUGAGUUAGAUCUUCGAAUCAAUUCCAGACACCACAUGACCGAUGCCAGAGAGAGGUUACUAGCACAAAUACCACCAACGAUACAAUGGAGCCUCGCCCUUGCUCGACGAUGGCGCGAGAACGUCCGCGUAGAGGCCUACGGUCCAACACCCGACGAUAUCCGCCUCCGCUUCAAACUCAAACGUCGUCAAGUCAAGAUGCUCAAGCGUUUCGCCCAAAUGAUGAAGUGGCCCAAUCUUUCCGAAACCCUGCGUGAGCUCAAACAACGAGAUGAAGACUGCGUCCUCGAUCUUGUCAGCUCCCACGCCAUGGCCUUCUUCAGCGGGCUUGUCCUCCCGGGCCCUACUUUCCCUUUUCUUAUAAUGAAUUCCCUGCUUGACAUUGAUCCAGACAGAGCCACUGACGAUUUGGCUCUACUGACUCACAUUCACCCCAGCUGUGGCUUCCAGUACCGUAACAGUUAUACUUACUGGACCGCCACUUCCAUCGUAGGCAAAGUACUCGCACCUACCUGCCGCUCAUUAGGAGGCUGGGUCGGGCCGGCUCGUCCAACUGGCGAUCUUGCCCGCUCUCAAAUAGCACGUAUUCGAUCCCGACGACCCCCUAACAAGGUAACACCGGAGGAUAUCCGGUCUAUGUCUGAGCGGUCUGAUCCCCUCGGCCCCCCAACACAAGUCUUCCCAGUCAGCGAAUAUGCCCUGGUAGCCCCCGACCGCGACGAAGACGGCUACCUUGCCGAUCUAGUCCGCAUCGAACUCCUCAACCUCCGUCCUGCCGGACCAAACAAUAACACCCGCCCCAACACUCCUCGAUCAACCAAUACCAAGUCCGACACCUCCAGCCCACCAAAGUGGUACGACGCCAGCAUCCAAUUCGCCAUCGAUGGUGUUUCCUGGCCUUUACGACUCACCUUUGACGUGAGCUUCAUCAGCGCCUGGCCUUGUACCGACGGUCCUCAUCCAUUGUUCUUCGACUAUGUAUACACACCAGUCAAAGCGGAUGAGCUGGUCAAAGUGCGAGACUGGCCUGGGGUGUUUGGAACCGGGGCAGGAACUCACAGUCAUGGGCAGAACGAGAGAAACGCGAGGAGCUUAUCGCCCACGACCCCUGGACAGGGGGCAAGUGGCGGACAUACCAACCAAGGGAGAACGGGGGUGUCAAGUCCGAGUACUUUGAGUGGCGGGGAUGAUGAGAAGGUGCUGGUGGUGGAGGCAUUUGGGGUGCCGGAUAAUGAGGUUCUGGCUAGGGCUUGGUGCGCGCAUUGGGGAUUGAGUGCGGUUGUGGCGGAUUUGGGGAAGACCUGUAUGGCCUGUGCAAUCAGAGAGGCAUACGCAGCUACAGUCACGGUAGUGAUCUUGGUGGACGAUGACCAAGAUAACCGACGGGAUGAUUAG
This is a messenger RNA of Podospora bellae-mahoneyi, 2920 nucleotides long. RefSeq lists its product as uncharacterized. Lineage: Eukaryota; Fungi; Ascomycota; Sordariomycetes; Sordariales; Podosporaceae. The record is from RefSeq and is a predicted model, not a curated record. The transcript is spliced from 3 exons. Bases 560 to 2920 code for a protein of 786 amino acids.